ACGAUGACUCGGUGUGGUCCGGCUUCAGUUUGCACCGAAGCCCGACCGCGUACGGACACACGCUGCACGCGUUGCGCGCUUUGCGUUUCAUCCACAACGUUUUUCGUGGCGACCGUAGUCACAAGACGACGACAACGGUUACGUGGUUAUUUGGGAGUGUGUCCAGCGAGUAAGAAAUAAAAACUGGGUGGAGGCAGUUAGAAAAGGGAGUUUGGGCAGUACAGAAAGAUUGUGUGGUGGAGGAGUGUUAAGUAUUCCUAAUGCUAGCUACUUCCAUUUGCCGUCCCAUUCCCUAACACAAGCGGUUAUUCUGUAGAAAGACAGCACUCGGGUGUAAGGUCAAGUGGCGGAAAAGUGAAGUUGAAGUUACCCAUCGAAUAUCACCACCAGAACUCCACUAGGUCGUGGACGUCGAAGUACUAGGAGUGUGCUGAUGUGCUGAUUAUGGUUUAAUGUAGUGAUACGGCUCGAGUGAUACUUAGCAGAGACUUCUCGGCGAAUACGAAAACCUUUAAGCCGUGUGUCUGUGUCUAUGUGAAUGUGUGUCUUUUUUGUGUACAAAAAUGAGCAACCGGAGCAGGAUUGUAGUAGCAUCUAGUGGUACGCACUAGUGCUAGUGUGCGUGUAGGAUAGUAUUACCGAGAAAUUGAGUGUGUGUGUGUGUGCUUAGUGCUCGCUGCUUAACCUUUUGCGCCCUGCUGAAACGACAAACCCUACCAUUCCCCGUCGGGCGGUCAAGUGGCGUUACAGAAACACAUACACACACGCUGAGGUACACAUGAGCAGCUUUGCCGCGUUAGGCCGCACGAUGCGCCUAAAUGGUAGGCUAACCGCAGCCGUCCUAUUACUGCAGGCGUUAACGCUUGCCAGAUGUCUGCAGCUGACGGAAAUUACUGUGCCGGAUGUGGUGGAUGUCCGGGAGACAGUUACACUCUCCUGCAGUUACGACAUGGGCACGCAUAAGCUGAACUCCGUCAAAUGGUACAAAGACGAACGAGAGUUCUUCAGGUACUCACCGCUAAUGCCGAAGAGCUUGAUGCUGUUCGAUGUGGAGGGCGUGACGGUGCUGCAGAACUCGACUGGCCAGAUCUGCAACCAGUUCAUGUGUAGCAUUCAGCUGCACCGGCUCAACAUACGGUCGAGUGGAUCGUACCGGUGCGAAAUAUCUGGCGACGCGCCAGAGUUCAAGCUGGCGCACGGUGUCGGCAACAUGACGGUGGCCGUCUAUCCGCAGUUUGAUCCCAUCAUCAACGGGUUACAGCACAACGGGGUGCAGCACAACUACGCGCUCGGCGACUUUGUCGUCGCGAACUGCUCGUCGGAUAUGUCAAGCCCACCGGCCCGGCUCUACUGGUACAUCAAUGAUCGCAAUGUUCCGUCAGAUUACCUGCAGCCGCAGCACGAGUCGACGGUCGAGAACGAUGGAUUCCAGCUGCGCCAGCGGACGCUCGAGAUCCGGUUCUACAUCGACGAGAAGCGGCUCGGCAAGCUGAAGGGCAAGCUGGUGCUCAAGUGUCUCGCCCGAAUCGACGCCAUCCCGCAGGCGACGCGCGAAUCGACGCAGAUCAUUUACAUCCCGACGACGGACGAGCUGCGCAACCAGAAGCUGAUCAACUGGCGUGGCUCGGACGCUUCCUCGUUACAGUACGCUACGCUCGCCCGGUUGUCUGUACUCUUCACCGUCACGCUUGGUAGUUUCAGGUGGUUCGUGUAAUUACAAACAUGCGUAUAUGAAGUAAAUCACAUCACACACACAUCACAUUCCGUUCGUUGCUGGAGAGAAGCAGAAGAAUCAGCAGAAGCAUUAGCAGCAGCAGCAGCAGCAGCAAAGUAAGUACAUCCAGUAUACAAACUAGCGCAUGCAAGUUGUAGUUGAAGAACUAUAAGUAGAAAAAAAAAACAGAAAAGUUCAGCUGGGCGCGUAUCACGAGCAAAAUAGCAAUGCAAGCAAGCAGUCGAGAAUUGUGUGGAUAAACCAUGAUUCACGCAAACACGCAUGAGAAGAAGUAAAAAGAAAGUAAAUCAAAAUUGAGAUUUCUUAUCCUUGUUAGUACCGUACCAGUUUAUGCUCGGUUGUUGAGUGAUCUCGUUGAGUUUCGGACUAAGUUGCGCCAACACUUUUACCAAUUUACCCUGUUGCAUUUAACGCGAACGUUUACGCAUACUAUUAAGAGUAAGGAUUGGAGGACAAUGUAAAACAAGCAUGGAAGAUGGCAAACAAUACGAGAAAAAUUAAGUAAACAAAGAAAAUAAGAAAAAAAAGGUAACCAACACGGAUCGAUAAACGCAUCAAAAUGAUGACCAGUAGCAGGAGAAAGUAGGUGACAGAGUUGAGAAAAUGAACACAACAUUGUCAAAUUGAAGGGAAAAAGCAGUAAAAUGUAAAUAAUUAAUCACUUGGCCCACAUCAGAGCAAGGACUGGCAUGCUUAGAGAACGAGGAGAGACAGUGGAAAUAAUGCAAAAUGAAAAAAUGGUAUCCUGGUGCGCUCGAAGUCUCAAAAUAAUGACAACCAAAUUGAAAUCGGUUUGGUUGACGCGACUUGGAAACAAUAACAUGUUGCUGUUUGAAAAUGGCACUCAGUGUGGAAAAAAUAUGAAAAAGAAGCAACCGCAUCCUAUCGCCUGUCGCCUGAGUGUAAAAAUAGCAGACACAAAGAAAAGGAAAACAGGCGAUUUCCAAGCAGCGUUUUAGAGAGCCCUAACGAGCGUACGGGGAAAUCCUGCAGCAAUGGUGGCAGUUGAAAAACUAAAUGCUAGAACAAAACUGAUCAAAUAUACGAAGCCGGAGUUAGAUAGUUUCAUAGGAUAUUUUUCUACAGUUUAGUUAAUGACAAAUGUUGAUGGGUUUUGUUACGGCGAACGUGUUGAUUUGUGGCUCGCGCGUAUGUGUGUGUGUGAGAGUAUGUGCGCUUGGUGAAACAAAAACAAACAACUCAGAAUAAAAAAAAACAGAAAGUGCUGCUGAGUUGAAUGCAGCACAAGCCAAAAUCAGAAUACUUGGAGCUAUAUGCAUGCGUAUGUGUGUGUGUGUGUGUGUUUGUGUGUGCGUGUGUUACCAUCAUAGCCCGAUGUGGUGCAGUUGGUAGAUCUGGUGCAGUUGAUGUGUUGAUCCAGGAAUGGUGGAAAGCAACAACAACAAAAACACGCUUUCAAGUUUAGAAGUUUCUAACACAAAAAAGUGCUAACACAAAGCAUGUUGAUUUCUCUCGCUCAAUCUCUCACUUCCUGGCCUGCCUGUGCCCCUUGUCAGUGCCCCCUGCCUUCCUUUGGGAGUUGGAACAGGGAUUGUAGAUUACUCGGCGAGUGUACGACGCGUGAAAUAUGGGCCCCUUUCGGCCAUGAUGGAUGAAUAAUGUCCAGGAUCUUGCCCACCCUCGCCACGUGUGGAGUGGUUUUAUUUAGUGAUGCAGCUCAACAUCAGCGCAAAAUAUGCCAGGGAAGAAAGUACCUGCGAAAGAGAGAGAGAGAGAAAGAGAGAGAGAGAGAGAGAGAGUAAAGAGAGAGAGAGAAAGAGGGGGAGUAAGAGAUAGAGAGAGAGAGAGAGAGAAGACGAAGAAGAAGAAGAAGAAAACGGAAAAACGCACUAUUACGCACUCCUCCUUUUUCUGUGUGAGUGUGGCUUAGCUAGUCGGGAUGAUGGAAUCACUCUUGCCCAUUUCUAUAUAGAGCGUUGCUGCUUCAUACUGACGCUAAAUGAUCUAUUGCUUUGCAGUUAACUUUUUUCGGAUCGAGUGGACAGCCGUGUUAGGGCGAGUUGCAUUCCGUACUUCCUUGCAAAUGGUUCCAAAUGCAGAGAGGCAGAGAAAGAGUGAGAGAGAAAGCGAGAGAAAUGCCGUUCGUGUAUGCGCGCGUGAGAAAGAUAGAGACAGCUGUGCGAAGCUUGACCGUACUUCAAUGAUUUCAACCCGCCAUCGCUCUUUUUGAGGCAAGUGCGGAAGCGCGUUGUUGCGAGUACCCAGUACCUUUAGCGACCUUUUCCGGCUGCAUAUCUGUACGUCGGAGUGUAUUUAUGUGUGUGUGUCUGUUUGUAAAAAAGAUCGAUCAACAGCAGUGGCAGCAGUUACGCAAGCGGCCGGAGGGCUUGUUCGGUGGGUUGCUGAACAUUUUCGAGCACGAAACAGCACGAAAUGUCACUGGCAGAGAAUCCCCCAAACGGUUUCCAGAGCUUGUCGGCAGCUGUCAACGUGUCAAAGCGUUUUCGUCCGUUCAGUUUAAAGGACGGGUAGGCGAAAGGCAACAGCAGCAGCAGCAGCAGCAGCAGUGUCAGCUUAAAAUGAGUUUUGAGGUCUGCUGGUCCGCUGGCUCGGUCUGAUUGUUGAGUGGGGGGAGGGGACACAUUGUGCCGUCUCUAAUGGUUCGUCCGUUGCUGGGAAAAACCGUUGUGCCGUCCCAAUCGCUUUGACAAGUGGAAACCCGGAAACUGGUCGUCGCCUCCUAGGCGCCAUUUUUGAGUAGUAAUGAAGUAGUGCGGGGGUUGUAUGAAAGUAGUGAGCUAUAUGCACGCAACCAUAGUUUCGAGACGCCUUCCAAGCGGACUCUAUUGCUAACCGUAACACGCACAAUCACGCACACAGAGACACCAAGAGACUAAUGAUCGUCUUCAAGAUGGCCGGCCUGGUGGUGCAAGCGCUGUGAGCAUGAAUGACGGCGUCCCUCAGCAACAUAACUGGCUAUCGUAUGUGAUACGAUAAUUGUCUGCCUAUCCGAUUUGAUAGCCAUGUUAUACAGAGGACUUAAAAAGCACACUCCAAGUGUUUUUGGGGAACCACUAAACAGAGAAAACAAAUCAAAAGUUCCACAUUACCAAGCGACAUUACAUGACUCGCGUGCACUGGUUAGCACGUUCGCAAAUGCUCCAUUUAGGAAACCGAAACCGGCAGCGGGUUGAACCAACCGGCGGGAACUACCUGGUGGUGGUUCAGGUAGUGGGAAUACGAGGCCUUAUAAUUUGUAUAUUUAGUACAUGUGGCAUAUGGAAGCACCAAAACAAAACAAAAAAUAACACACACUCCAACACACUUCUAACAUACACACUCUAUGUGGAAUAGGUUACACAACGUGCUAAGGCGAGCCUUCAGAACUAGCAAAACGCUUGCAAGAAUAGCUUUGCAGUUGAAGGCCGCUUGCGUUGGUUUAGUUGUUUGUUUUAACACCUUUUUGUCUUUUGAACAAGUUUUUGCACACAGAUUGAUGUGUGGCAUACGUCAGCAUGUAUAAAUCGAUAGGUGUAAAGGUGUCUGUAACACCGAUUGAAGGUGUAAUACAAAAAAACUUCCACUUUGAAAAUACGUAAAAAGAUGGAAGUCUUAGAGCGGGACAACACCAAAGGAUAAAAAAAGUGGGGUGAAAUUUUGAGAAGAAAAAAAAAGCAAAUAUACAAACAACCAAACCACAAAACAUACUACACUCGUUCGUGCAGAAAAAAAAACAAAAAAAAACAAACGUAAGUCAAAUUAACAAACUUUCAUUGCUAAGUAUCUACCGCUGUUUGUAAUUGAAAUGCUACGAUUUAUGUGUAUGUGUGUGUAUGCGUGUGAAUGUGGAGAAGGGAGCGAGUGUGAUCAAUACCGGACCGGCGGAAGGGUUCAUUUGGAGGAUGUUUUCUUAUACCUAAAAUAAGCAAUGCUACCUUAUCAGAUAUUUAUUAACAAAACAAGAGAAAGAGAGCGGGAAAAGAAAACUAAGCGCGCUACUGGCACAAAAAGAAAACGUUACUACAUAAAAGAAUAGGCAUACAAAACCCUCACAAAAAAAAAUCAAGACAGAAAGCAAUGAAGAAAAGUUUGCAUAACAGAGAACACAUGUAAACGAAAUAAGAGAUAUAGCCAAAACAGUAACAGAAAAAAGAGCGAAUAAAAAUGAGCAAAACAGAAACGGCGAGCAGCAACAAGCAUUAUAAGAAAAAGGGAAAACAUUAUUGCACAAUAUAUAAUGAUUUUUUUUUGUAAUAUAGUGUUAUGACGCCACAACACAAAAAUACAUCCCACACAGAAACACACACACACACACACACACACACACACACACACACACACACACACACACACACACACACACACACACACA
Messenger RNA from Anopheles gambiae (African malaria mosquito), 6068 nucleotides. RefSeq lists its product as uncharacterized. NCBI's taxonomy places the organism in Eukaryota, Metazoa, Arthropoda, Insecta, Diptera, Culicidae. The record is from RefSeq and is a predicted model, not a curated record. The transcript has 7 exons. The coding region runs from base 779 to 1714 and encodes 311 amino acids.